CGUAGGAUUUCUGCGUCCCUUCCAGCAUCGAAGUUUGGAGCAGCUUGAAUUGUACCCUGGGUACACUGAACCACAGCAGCAGGCUGAAAAUAAGAGUCACAGUUCUCCAUUUCUUCCUCUAACACAGAAUCAGGGCAACAUUACUCUGAGGGUAGAUGGAAACUCCUGAUGCAGAACAAAAUUGAAGCCUUUGGAAAUCAGCUGUAAAAACAUUAAAACUACAGAAGCCACACAAGAUUCCCUACAGAAAAGAAAACAGCACAUACCAGACCAGGCAUUGGGGAUGGUACUUGUCCACCAGGAAAUCCUAGUGAAAAUAAAGAACAAGUGUGUCAGGAGUCACUGUCAACACACAGAUCUGCAAAAUGCAAUUGAGAUUAACAGAACUGCUAGGUACUCACUGAAUGUGUACUCUGGGUUUCACAGUUCUCAUCAGAUACUUGCAGUUUGAAAAAGGGUAAGCACCUAAGCCACUACACCAUGACCAUUAUUCAGGGACAGCCAUCCCCUUUGGAUGUAGCACCUACAGAGAUGGUUCUCCUCAGCCCUUCAGUAGCCUGGUCAAGAAAAGUGGCAGGAGGUGCACUGCAUACAAACUCAACAGCUACAAGUAACAAAGUCGGACGUCGUUUCCCCGCGCUGUCCCGGCUGGGCACGGGGCGGGUUGAGCGGGCCCGGCUGAGUCAGCGGCGGCGCUGGCCCGCGGUGGCACAUCGGGGCGCGCCGCGCUGCGUGCGCUGGGCGAGGGCUCCGCCGCUCAACACCGAGCGGUCUCGCAGGCUGCCCCGCCGGGACCCCCGGGCCCGCAUCCCCGCCGGGACCCGCCCGCCCCCGCCUGCCGCUGCCCUGCCCCGCUCCGCAUCGCCCCAGGCUCCUCCCGCUCCCUCAGCCGCGGGCCGGCCCGGCGAACCCUGCGGCGAGCCGCCUCACCUGAGGGGAACUCGCGGAGCCUCCGGCCUCUCUCCGCAGCCACACCGCAAAAUGGAGCCUGUGCGGCCGGCGAUGCCCGCCCCGCCCCCGGCACCGAGCCCGCCCCGCCCGGCCCACGGGCCGCGCUCCCCGCGGGCAGGGGCACCGCGCCCGGUGCCGGCAGUGGCGGCCCUGCCAGCGCACAACCCUUUGCUGUCCGCCUCGCUGAAGGGAGCCUGUGAGAUGCCCGGUUGUCUCUCGGGACGGAGCAGAGGUAAGCUCGCAGGCGCAAGUGCCACGAAGGCAGAGCCCCUCGGCAGUGACAGGGAAGCGUUCACGCAGGGAGCGCCCGGAGAUGCUGUCCCACGGGAGCCCUUUGCCACCCGGUAGGAAAGGGAGAGAAAAGUCCACGCUGCAGUUUCCCU
Molecule: messenger RNA, 1334 nt
Organism: Passer montanus (Eurasian tree sparrow)
Lineage: Eukaryota; Metazoa; Chordata; Aves; Passeriformes; Passeridae
Product: proline-rich protein 2-like
Exons: 5
Coding region: 481-1299 (272 amino acids)
Source: RefSeq, a predicted model, not a curated record